GAUAAUAAUAUAUCUCCGCUGAGAAAAAGUAAAAUCUUGCAAACUUAAUUCUAUGAAUUCAACACUCUGUUUGUCCAUUGAGUGAUAACCGUCUUCUUCUGUCUGCCUUUCGAGUACCCCAAGAUGUCUUUUAGAACUCCAAAAGCUGUAGGCCAGCUCACAAAACGAGCUUCACAAGCUACUGUUUCUCGCCUCACUAGUAAUACUUCUCCAGCGACAACAUCAUUAUUGCAGAGAAAUAGCGCAGACCAAUGCAGAUCUUUCGCGACUCCGGUACCGCCGGUAACACAAGAUGCGACGGGAAGAAGGGGACCAACGGCAAUGGUGCUCAUGAAUAUGGGUGGUCCUCAAACUACAGAUGAGGUUGGGGAUUUCUUGAGUAGAUUAUUUGCAGAUGCCGAUUUAAUUCCUCUCGGACGCUUUCAAAACUACGUUGGCCCUCUCAUUUCGAAGCGUCGUACGCCAAAGAUUCAAAAGCAAUACGCUGCCAUUGGCGGCGGUUCCCCAAUUCGAAAAUGGUCAGAAUAUCAAGCCGAAGAAAUGUGCAAGUUAUUGGAUAAGAUGUCGCCUGAAACUGCACCCCAUAAACCCUACGUAGCAUUCAGAUAUGCGAACCCUCUCACAGAAGAAAUGUACAACAAGUUAUUGGCAGAUGGGUUUGGUGGCGGAAAAGGUGGAAGAGCCGUGGCAUUCACACAAUACCCUCAAUACAGUUGUUCGACCACCGGAAGCAGUUUGAACGAAUUAUGGAAGUGGAGACAAAGACUCGAGGGAAAGGCAGCAGGAAGUCCAAAUGGUAACGAUGGAACAAUCGAUUGGAGUGUAAUUGAUAGAUGGCCAGCUCACCCAGGUCUUGUCGAAGCUAUUGCACAAAACAUCGAAGCUACUCUGGCGACAUACCCAGAGAAGGACAGGAAAGACGUCGUGUUACUGUUCUCAGCCCAUAGUCUACCAAUGUCGGUGGUUAAUAGAGGUGAUCCAUAUCCUGCUGAGGUCGCUGCUACAGUCUACGCCGUGAUGCAAAGAUUAGGUCACUCUCAUGCAUAUCGACUUUGCUGGCAAUCACAGGUUGGACCUAGUGCAUGGCUAGGAGCUCAAACAAGUGAUACCGUGGAGGAGUAUGUUAAAAAAGGUCAAACGAAUCUCAUACUCAUUCCCGUCGCAUUCACAUCCGACCAUAUCGAAACGCUUUACGAAUUGGACGAGGAAGUUAUUGGAGAGUCAGGCCACAAAGACACCAUCAAGAGAUCCGAAAGUCUGAAUGGAUCUCCAGUCUUCAUCCAAGCACUAGCCGAUAUUGCUAAAGCUCACAUGGAUAGCGGGGUGGCUUGCAGUGUUCAAAUGGGACUAAGAUGUCCUGGAUGCAAGAGUGAGAAAUGCGCUGAAACUAAGAAAUUCUUUGCUGGACCUGAGAAAGCAUUAGCUGUAUAAGGAAAGGGGGAUAAUAUUUAUGAACAUGCAUUAUGAUAGACAGGUCCAUUAGCGUAUAGAGGAUUGAGGAGCGAAUUCGAGCGGGAUGCACAUGUUCAGAAAGUCCGUGUCGGUAUCAGGGACAACAUCGUACCGAUUUUGGUCACUAACCUGAUUGAUACACUCUGGCGGGUCGCCACACGAUGUGGGACUCUUUAGCCACCAACUCUGUAGGCUGGCUGCAAUUAAUCAGACGUCACCAUCUAGACAAGGCAUUGGGUGAUGAAGAGGAACUAGUUGGUGUGAAGAUGAAACCGAAAAGAGUGUAAAUGUGAGAUUGAUGGGUAGCUAGGUAGCUAGGUAGCUUUCAAACCCUAAUAAGACAAACGAUCAGCCUAUUCA
This is a messenger RNA of Botrytis cinerea B05.10, 1812 nucleotides long. It is a transcript of the gene Bchem15, whose product is annotated as Bchem15. The transcript has 3 exons. The record is from RefSeq and is a predicted model, not a curated record. NCBI's taxonomy places the organism in Eukaryota, Fungi, Ascomycota, Leotiomycetes, Helotiales, Sclerotiniaceae. Gene Ontology annotation, molecular function: protoporphyrin ferrochelatase activity. Gene Ontology annotation, biological process: heme biosynthetic process. The coding region runs from base 124 to 1431 and encodes 435 amino acids.